Molecule: messenger RNA, 1432 nt
Organism: Apis mellifera (honey bee)
Lineage: Eukaryota; Metazoa; Arthropoda; Insecta; Hymenoptera; Apidae
Product: pentatricopeptide repeat-containing protein 2, mitochondrial
Exons: 5
Coding region: 122-1252 (376 amino acids)
Biological process (GO): multicellular organism development; regulation of mRNA processing; mitochondrion organization
Cellular component (GO): mitochondrion
Molecular function (GO): RNA binding
Source: RefSeq, a predicted model, not a curated record
AAAGCCAUGUGGUUAUCAUUUCCGCUAUAGUUCUUUUGCGUUUGGAGGAAUAUUCGGUUAAAAUCGCAUUUUUCCAUUUAAAAAUAUAUUAUAUAAAAUAAAUAUUUAUUCAUUCACAAUUAUGGCAAUCAAUAUAAGAGGACUUUUUAAUUUGAGUAUUUUGCAAACAAAAAAUAUAUUUUUUAAAUCUAAUUUUUUAAAAGUUGGGAUCCGAUGUUUAUACACGGAACAAGAUUUGGGUGUAACAACGUAUGAAAAUUCAAGAUUCGUAUUUCGUAAUCAAUUUAUGACAAUAGAAAAUACUUUUCGUGAGAGAAUGAAGGAAAUUUGUGAAAAAGAAGAUGGAAUAAUAUUUACAGAAGAUUUAAAAGCAAUGAUUCAUUUAGCACAAGCUAACGACCAGGAUAUGUUUUUAUUAAAUAAUAUGUUAAAAAAAUAUAUUCAGAAACAUGAACACAAUCAAAUUGGAUCAUUUGUGUUUGGCCCAAUAGUAAUGAGAAUGUUUUAUCAUCUGAAUCAACCAAAAUAUGCUUUAGAAGCAUUUGAUAAUGAAUAUUUAAAGAGCAGUUUUAACUAUCGUUCAUCUUUUCGUACCUUAAUGUGUUUGUUAUAUAAAAAUAGUAUGUUCAAAGAAAUGAAAGAUGUAUAUAACAAGGUGUUAAAUAGUAGUGGUGUAAAUUUUAUUGGCACUAAUAGUGUUUUAAUAUAUGCUGCAUGUCUAAAAGAGAAUACUCCAGAAGCAUUGGAAUUUGCUUUAAACAUUUGGAAGAAACAAUAUGAUAUAAUAAAACCUUCAGGAAGAAGUUAUGCAUUAAUAUCAUAUUUAGCAAUAAAAAAUAAUGCAUCUGAAAUAGCGUUAGAUAUAUUGAGUACAAUUCAAAGAGACAAAGUUAUGUCUAUAAGAAGUCUCAAAAUAUUGGCAUAUAUGAAUAUGGAAAGAUAUUUACAAAUAAUUCCUAUUUUAAAAGAAGUAGUAGAAAGUAAUGUAAUUCAACAGAAAUAUUUAAUUUUUGCAGAUGUGAUAUAUGAAUUGGAAGAAAAAUUGAAAACACUUGAUUUAGAAGAAUCCAUUCCAUUACUCGAUUUAAUAAAAGAAGCUAAGAGACUAGAAUUUAUUCAAACAACAAUGACUUUGGAAGAAUUCUUACUAAGACCUAUGAUGGUUAGAAGGAGAUUAAGCAGAUAUCAAGACAGAAGAGAUAGAAAUGAAGAACAAAUGUACACGAGAAAUGAAUUACAAAAUUAUUUAUGAUUUUUUUUUUUACAAUUUUCUUAUUAAAAAGAAUAACUUCAUUAAACAAUACUUUCCAUUUUGCAAUGAAGUUAUAUUAUUAUCUAUAAUAAACAAGUAUGUUAUAUUUAUCUAUAUGUUAUACAUGUAGUAAUUAUAUGGAAAGUAAUUAAUAAAAUAAAAUAAAUUUAAAAAAUCAUA